AUGAGAUCUACGAUGAAUAGUUUCAGUUUACCGUGGAUUAUUCUCAUACUAAUCAAAUCAAUUUCAGCUGUUUCUUACAAUCAACCGAAAUUUUGUCCAAAUGCAACAUGGAAUGGUAAUGCAACGACUUUUGCACGAAGUAAUAUCGUUGGAUCAAUGCCUUCUUCGGUCUUCAUUACGAAAAAUAACACAAUUUAUGUGACUAAUUAUCAGUAUGGUAAAGUCAUAGUCUGGAUCGCAGGAAAUAGCACACCUUCAAAUACUAUAUCUGGUAAUUUACAAGAACCACUGAGUCUUUUCAUCAUGGAUGAAGGUGAUAUUUUGGUUGAUGCUGGUAAUCCAAAUGGUCUAGUAGCUAGAUUUAUGUCAAAUGGAACAGAAACUGCUCCUGCAAUGUAUGCCAGUUCGUACUGUAGUGGUCUCUUUGUUGACAUUAAUAAUACACUUUACUGCGCAAUGAACGUACUUCAUCAAAUUGUUAAAUGUUCACUAAGUAGCAGUUCAAAUACAACAAUUGUUGUUGCUGGUAAAUUUAACGAAAGUGGACCAAUGCCGGAUGAGCUCAACUAUCCUAAUGGAAUAUUUGUUGAUAUCAAUUUUGAUGUAUACGUGGCAGAUUCUGCGAAUUCCCGAAUUCAAAUUUUUCAAGCGGGCGAAUUAAAUGCAACAACAGCAGCUGGGGCAGGACUAAAUGGAAGUGUGACACUUAUCUAUCCUACAUCAGUUGCCUUAGAUGCUGAUAACAACCUCUAUAUUGUCGAUUUGGAUAAUAAUCGUGUUAUUGUAUCAGGACCAAAUGGGUUUCGGUGCAUCGCAGCAUGUUCAGGCAACGCUGGUAGUGGACCUACUAAAUUAAAGAUGCCUUCAUUUAUGGCUUUCGAUAGUUAUGGAAAUAUGUUUGUUGUCGACGGAAAUAAUAGUCGUAUUCAAAAAUUCAGUCUAAUAAGUAAUUCAUGUGAUUUGACUACGUCAGAUCCAACUACGACACAAUAUCAAACAGAGUAUAGAACAUCAAUUGAUAGCACAAUAAAUAAAAUAACGCAAAUCUCGUCAAAUAAGCAAACGACAGCAUCAACAAUUACAUCAACGGUAACUACCAACAUCACAACAAAAAUAGCAACAGCAGCUGCAGCAACGACAGCCGCAGUAAUACCCACCAAAACAAUAGCAACAACAGCUGCAGCUGCAGCAACAACAGCUUCUCAAAUAUUAUUUUCAAAUCAAAGUUGCUUUUCUCCAAAUGUUAUGAUCAGUCCGCCAGCACCAUCACUUAAUUCAUCACUGGAAAUACAACGAAGUCAAGAUAUUUAUUUCAUAUCACUCAUAGACUUAAAUUGUAAUCAAUCCUUUUCAGUCUCAACAAAAUGGACAAUUACGGCUUGUACAUCAAUCUGUUCUAGCCAAAUUGAAUUAGAUGAACAAAUCAUUACAACAUACAGCGAAUUGUAUAUUCCACUUGGAACACUCCAAUAUGGAAUCUAUAAAUUCGACUUAACAGUAACAAUGAUUGAUAUACCUUGGUUACAAACAACAACACCCGUUUAUGUUCGCAUUAUACCCUCACUUAUUAAAGUAAAUCUUGUUCAAUAUGGAACAUCAAUGAUCACAUAUGGAUAUAAUGAAAAUCUUUUGCUUGAUCCUGGCUCAUUUUCUAUUGACUUAGAUGAACCUUAUUUCAAUGCUACGAAUUGGGUAUAUAAAUAUUAUUGUCGAAUCUAUGGACAAUAUAAUUUUCCGAACUUUCAAGGUUCAUUAAUAACUAUUGAUAAUCCAAUGAUUAAUUCUUUAAAUUCAUCUUGUUUAUCAAAUCAAACAGGAUGGAAAUUUGGUAACUCUAUCAACUCAUCCAUCACAAUUCUUUCUCACUCACUUCAACCAAAUCAAACAUAUCAAUUCAUGGUUUAUAUGGAAAACCGCGAAAACUCUUCUCUUCAAGGAACUGGUUAUCUCCUUGUCGACAUUGAAGAUAAUCCAAGACAGACGAUCGGUAUUGGUUGUGUUAUUCAAACAAUGUGUGCUCCAAAUAUGGAAUUUCAAGCAGUUAAUCCAUCAACACAAGUUGCAUUGUUUUCUACAUGUCUCAACAAUUGUUCAACUAUUGAGAAUAUCACAUGGAAUAUCUAUACUGGAUCAAUAAAUUCAUCAUCAAAUGUCACCAGAUGGACUUUAUUCAAUCAAAUAAAUUUGUAUGAGAAUAUUUGGUUUUUUGGACGAAAUACAAGUAAUUUUACAUCAACAAAUCAAUUGUUUAUUGUGAAUUCACAAAUCAACCUUUGGCGAUUUGAAGUUCUUUAUCAAUUUCCAUCGGAAUCAAGUAGAAGUGCAUUGAAUUUCAUCAUCAAUCAACCACCAACUAAUGGUUCAUGUUCAAUUUUUCCAUUUAAUGGUACAACCAAUACUUUAUUCACAAUUUCAUGUCCGAAUUGGUUUGAUGAAAAUGGCAUCAAAGAUUACUCUCUUUAUUAUUGGACAAAUGGUUAUGUUAAACGAUCAAUUAUCGCUUUUUCAUUAAUUUCAACGUUCGAAGUUCGUUUACCAGCAGAUGAUCUGAAUACAUCAGUGAUUCAUUUGACUGUUUUUAUUCGAGAUCAAUUUGAUUGUAUUCAAGAAGUCAACAUCACAUCAGUUACAAUUAUUCAAGAUCUAUUAGAAAUCAAUAAUCUAUUAAAUAACAUAAAAACGAAUUCAACUCUUCGAUUAAUUUCAAGUACAAAUCAAAAUGUUGUUGGACAAGUAAUUUAUUCAUUUUCACAACAAUUAAAUCAAUUAGAUGGACAAAAUAUAGACAAAGCUCUUUCAAAUAACAUUUCACUUACUAGCGUCUCAAUUUCUCAAUUGGGUGAACAAAGAAUACAACAAAUGUCAGUGUUUGGAAAUAGUUCAGCUUUAAAUGACUUUAAUCAAAAAUUAAAUUCUCAAGCGAAUGUUCGAGAAUAUCUGAUGAAUUUUACUGACAAUCUUCCGAUAUUAACAUUAAAUAGUAUUUUAUUUCAGUCAAUUAUUCUCUCUGAAUUAACAAAAUCAACAAAUCAAUUGACACGAUUAUCAUCGAUAAUCGCAUCGAAUAAAUGCUAUCAAUUGGCUAAAAGUUUAAAUACAAUAUCAACAAAAAUAGCUUUUGAACAUGUUCAGAUUGGUGUUGAUCGAAUAACACAAUGUAUUACAAAUGUUUUAACUGCAAUCAAUGGGCCAUUACAAGAACGAACAACACUUCUUGAUUUGGAUUAUUUUCGUGCUAAUGACUUUCCUGUUGAUUAUGAUACUGAUUUGGAAUCUCCAUGGUCAAAUCCAAAUUUAUUUGCUAAUGGAAAUGAUUUUUCAUGGAAUACAAUGGAAAAAAAUCGAGAUCUUUAUUAUCAAAAACGAGCACAAACUCAAAUCAGUGAACAAUCAAAACAAACUAUCGCAUUUUUAACUUCUGCUCUUAAUAAUCAUUUAAAUAUUGGACAAAAUUUCACAAUAAAUUCAUCAUCUGUUUUUAUGUCAUUACAAACGACAACAUUUCAAUCAGUUUCAAAUGGAAUUAUCAAGUCGAUUGGCAAUGCACAAGUUCAACUUCCAUCAAAUAUGAAUUCAAAUGAUAAUUAUCUAAUUUCAUUUCGAUCAAUUGUUCAACCUCUUGCAUCAGCUGAUCAAUCUCCUUCGAAUUCUUAUACAAAUCUUUCGACAACAAUUUCAUUUUCUAUUCUUGAUCGAAACGGAAAUGAAUUAUCUUUUCCAACUUUAUCCAAUAAUCCAUACCGACUUAUAAUUCCACGAGAUGUUAAUCUCAUCCUUCCGUCAAUGACAUUACAGAAUGCCACUUCUAUGAAUGGUACACCUCAUCAUCUUUUGUUCAAUUUGCAUUAUGUUGAUUUAUCUCAAUUAAAUGGUAUUUCCGUAUCGAUUCAUAUGGAAAUGAAACCAUUAAAUUUAAGUCUGGGUUAUCUAUUGGUUUAUAAAUUUGAUAGUUCACCAGUGUUGAAUAGUUCCAUGUCUCAAAUUGAUCAUUGGUCUUUAUUUUGUCCUUCAAGUUCGCUAAACUUGUAUNCGAACUUUCAAGGUUCAUUAAUAACUAUUGAUAAUCCAAUGAUUAAUUCUUUAAAUUCAUCUUGUUUAUCAAAUCAAACAGGAUGGAAAUUUGUUAACUCUAUCAACUCAUCCAUCACAAUUCUUUCUCACUCACUUCAACCAAAUCAAACAUAUCAAUUCAUGGUUUAUAUGGAAAACCGCGAAAACUCUUCUCUUCAAGGAACUGGUUAUCUCCUUGUCAACAUUGAAGAUAAUCCAAGACAGACGAUCGGUAUUGGUUGUGUUACUCAAACAAUGUGUGCUCCAAAUAUGGAAUUUCAAGCAGUUAAUCCAUCGACACAAGUUGCAUUAUUUUCUACAUGUCUCAGCAAUUGUUCAACUAUUGAGAAUAUCACAUGGAAUAUCUAUACUGGAUCAUUAAAUUCAUCAUCAAAUGUCACCAGAUGGACUUUAUUUAAUCAAAUAAAUUUGUAUGAGAAUAUUUGGUUUUUCGGACGAAAUACAAGUAAUUUUACAUCGACAAAUCAAUUGUUUAUUAUGAAUUCACAAAUCAAUCUUUGGCGAUUUGAAGUUCUUUAUCAAUUUCCAUUGGAAUCAAGUAGAAGUGCAUUGAAUUUCAUCAUCAAUCAACCACCAACCAAUGGUUCAUGUUCAAUUUUUCCAUUUAAUGGUACAACCAAUACUUUAUUCACCAUUUCAUGUCCGAAUUGGUUUGAUGAAAAUGGUAUCAAAGAUUAUUCUCUUUAUUAUUGGACAAAUGAUUAUAUUAAACGAUCAAUGAUCGCUUUUUCAUUAAUUUCAACAUUCGAAGUUCGUUUACCAGCAAAUGAUCUGAAUACAUCAGUGAUUCAUUUAACUGUUUUUAUUGGAGAUCAAUCUGAUUGUAUUCAAGAAGUCAACAUCACAUCAGUUACAAUUAUUCAAGAUCUAUUACAAAUCAAUAAUCUAUUAAAUAACAUAAAAACGAAUUCAACUCUUCGAUUACUUUCAAAUACAAAUCAAAAUGUUGUUGGACAAGUACUUUAUUCAUUUUCACAACAAUUAAAUCAAUUAGAUGGACAAAAUAUAGACAAAGCUCUUUCAAAUAACGUUCCACUUACUAGUGUCUCAAUUUCUCAAUUGGGUGAACAAAGAAUACAACAAAUGUCAGUGUUUGGAAAUACUUCAGCUUUAAAUGACUUUAAUCAAAAAUUAAAUUCUCAAGCGAAUGUUCGAGAAUAUCUGAUGAAUUUCACUGACAAUCUUCCGAUAUUAACAUUAAAUAGUAUUUUAUUUCAGUCAAUUAUUCUCUCUGAAUUAACAAAAUCAACAAAUCAAUUGACAAGAUUAUCAUCAAUAAUCGCAUCGAAUAAAUGCUAUCAAUUGGCUAAAAGUUUAAAUACAAUAUCAACAAAAAUAGCUUUUGAACAUGUUCAGAUUGGUGUUGAUCGAAUAACACAAUGUAUUACAAAUGUUUUAACUGCAAUCAAUGGACCAUUACAAGAUCGAACAACACUUCUUGAUUUGGAUGAUUCUCGUGCUAAUGACUUUCCUGUUGAUUAUGAUACUGAUUUGGAAUCUCCAUGGUCAAAUCCGAAUUUAUUUGCUAAUGGAAAUGAUUUUUCAUGGAAUACAAUGGAAAGAAAUCGAGAUCUUUAUUAUCAAAAACAAGCACAAACUCAAAUCAGCGAACAAUCAAAACGAACUAUCGCACUUUUAACUUCUGCUCUGAAUAAUCAUUUAAAUAUUGGACAGAAUUUUACAAUAAAUUCAUCAUCUGUUUUUAUGUCAUUACAAACGACAACGAUUCAAUCAUUUUCAAAUGGAAUUAUCAAAUCGAUUGGCAAUGCACAAGUUCAACUUCCAUCAAAUAUGAAUUCAAAUGAUAAUCAUCUAGUUUCAUUUCGAUCAAUUGUUCAACCCCUUGCAUCAGCUGACCAAUCUCCUUCGAAUUCUUAUACAAAUCUUUCUACAACUAUUUCAUUUUCUAUUCUUGAUCGAAACGGAAAUGAAUUAUCUUUUCCAACUUUAUCCUAUAAUCCAUACCGAUUUAUAAUUCCACGAGAUGUUAAUCUCAUCCUUCCGCCAAUGACAUUACAGAAUGCCACUUCUAUGAAUGGUACACCUCAUCAUCUUCUGUUCAAUUUGCAUUAUGUUGAUUUAUCUCAGUUAAAUGGUAUUUCCGUAUCGAUUCAUAUGGAAAUGAAACCAUUAAAUUUAAGUCUGGGUUAUCUAUUGGUUUAUAAAUUUGAUAGUUCACCAGUGUUGAAUAGUUCCAUGUCUGAAAUUGAUCAUUGGUCUUUAUUUUGUCCUUCAAAUUUGACCAUUAACAAUAUGUAUACUUAUUUCAUCAAUAAUCAACUAACAAAUAAUCAUAAAUCUCUGAUUUUUGGUUUACGUGAACUGAACUCAACAGAAAUAUCUCAAUAUUGUACAACUCCACCGGUCAAUCCGCCCAUCACCGAUGCACCGUUUGAUUUUACAUCAGAUUAUGAACUUCGACUGUACACAUCUGGUUGUUACUAUCUUGAUUCAAAUAAUCAAUGGCAAUCCGAUGGAUUGAUUGUUGGAUCAUUGACAAAUACAAAUGAAACGGAAUGUUUUUCAACACAUUUAACAACAUUCGCAGGUGGAUUUCUUGUUUUACCAUCACCUAUCAAUUGGAAUUAUGUCUUUUUACAUGCGAAUUUCAAUCGAAAUAAAACGAUUUAUAUCACCAUGAUUUCUGUUUCUAUUCUUUAUCUUCUCAUUAUGAUUUAUGCACGUUUUAAAAAUAAAAAUCUUAUUGAAAAAUUCGGAGUCAUUGCUUUAGAAGAUAAUCGUCAAGAAGAUCAAUAUUGUUAUCAAAUUAUUGUUUUUAUUGACCACCGGAAAGAUGCAGAAACAAAAUCUCAAGUUCGAACAUUUAAUUAUUCGAAACAAAAUAUAUCUCAACAUGGUGAUAUCGAUUCAUCUGUUAUAACUGUUCCUAAAUCAUUAGGAAAAUUGAAUUCUAUUUGCAUUUGGCAUAAUAAUAAAGAUAAUUUAUUAGAGUAUUGGAAAUAUUUGAUCAUUUGUAAUCUACAAAUAUUAGAAAAAUCUGAUUUUAUUUGUCAACGAUGGUUUGCUAUUGAUAAACAUGAUGAACGAGUUGAACAUCUCUUACCAGUGUCAAAUGAAUUACCAAAACAUGAAUUUUUGUGUAUUUCAUCUAAAGAAGUAUAUUGGAAUAUUUCUGAAGAUCAUCUUUGCCUUACAAUUUCUUUUCAUUCACCUUCAAAUAACUUUUCACGUGUUCAACGAUGUACUUAUUAUUGUAUUCUAACCUUUACUUUAAUGUUAUUGGACAUUCUUUAUUAUAACCAAAUGAAUGAAACCAAUGGGAAAACUUCUUUAUUGUUUGAUCCGCUGUACACAACAUACGAACAGAUUGAAAUUGUCAUCAUUGUUGAAUUGCUGAUAUUUUGUUCAAGUCUGUAUUUCGUUCAAUUCUUUCGACAUAUUCAACUUCUUCUAACAAAUUCAUCGGAUAAAUCAAAAACAAAGAAACGAUUUCAAUUUCCUUGGUGGCGCUUUAUUUCAGCAUAUCGAUUGUUAUUUAUUAUAGGUUUUAUCUCAAUGUCCUUUAUUGUUGUCCAUAUAAUUGAGUUUGGUAAUUUAAAAACACAAAAAUGGAUAAUAUCAUUAAUUCAUCUGGUUGAACCAAUCAAGAUUUUUGCAUUAACAACUUUUUUCGUUUGUUUUAUUCGAGAAUCUGCUAAAGAGAAACAAGCGAAUGAAUAUUUCGUUAAUUUUCUUAUUUGUUCAAAUCAACGUUUUCAUCAGUUCAAACAAGUUGAUGGUUCGAGAAAUGAUUUUGUUCAUUUACGAGACAAUGAAAAGAUUUCAACAAUCCAUAAUUAUUGGAAUUUGUUCGGAAAAUUCGUGUUCAAUCAUGGUACAAUGGUGAUCCAUACCGAAAUCUUUCAACUUACUUUGAUGACAAAACAAAUCAAUCGAUCGAAUGGAUUAAAAUGA
Messenger RNA from Adineta ricciae, 7986 nucleotides. Lineage: Eukaryota; Metazoa; Rotifera; Eurotatoria; Adinetida; Adinetidae. The record is from the annotation of a GenBank genome assembly.